Messenger RNA from Equus caballus (horse), 1396 nucleotides. RefSeq names its product zinc finger protein like 1 (gene ZFPL1). Gene Ontology annotation, cellular component: Golgi apparatus. The record is from RefSeq and is a predicted model, not a curated record. NCBI's taxonomy places the organism in Eukaryota, Metazoa, Chordata, Mammalia, Perissodactyla, Equidae.
GGAAGAGACGUGGCAGCGGAGGGAUAAUCGGAGCGGCCCGAGGUGGAGAGAGCAGAGCGGUUGCUCGGACGAGUGCGGCGUCUGUCCUUCCGCGCCUCCGCCCGGCGCUCGCGCCCGUCGGGACCGGUACCGCGGCGGAACAGUAACACCGAGAGCGGGGUCUGUGGAUGAGGGCCUACCAUGGGGCUUUGCAAGUGCCCCAAGAGGAAGGUGACCAACCUGUUCUGCUUCGAACACCGGGUCAACGUCUGCGAGCACUGCCUGGUAGCCAAUCACGCCAAGUGCAUCGUCCAGUCCUACCUGCAGUGGCUCCAAGAUAGCGACUACAACCCCAAUUGCCGCCUGUGCAACAUCCCCCUGGCCACGCGGGAGACGACCCGCCUCGUCUGUUACGAUCUCUUCCACUGGGCCUGCCUCAAUGAACGUGCUGCCCAGCUCCCCCGAAACACAGCACCUGCUGGCUACCAGUGCCCCAGCUGCAGUGGCCCCAUCUUCCCCCCAGCCAACCUGGCUGGCCCUGUGGCCUCUACGCUGAGAGAGAAGCUGGCCACGGUCAACUGGGCCCGAGCAGGACUGGGCCUUCCUCUGAUUGAUGAGGUGGUGAGCCCAGAGCCUGAGCCCCUGAACACCUCCGACUUCUCUGACUGGUCCAGCUUUAACGCCAGUGGUACCCCUGAACAAGAGGAGAUAGCCAGCGCUUCUGCUGCCCCAGCCUUCUACAGCCAAGCCCCCCAGCCUCCCGCUUCCCCCAGCCGGCCCGAGCAACACACGGUGAUCCACAUGGGCAAUGCCGAGCCCUUGACUCACGCCUCAGCGCCGAGGAAGGUGUAUGACACGCGGGAUGAUGACCGGACUCCAGGCUUCCACGGGGAUUGCGAUGAUGACAAGUACCGGCGCCGGCCUGCCCUGGGCUGGCUGGCCCAGCUGCUCAGGAGCCGGGCUGGGUCUCGUAAGCAGCCACUGACCCUGCUCCAGCGGGCGGGGCUGCUGCUGCUGCUGGGGCUGCUGGGCUUCCUGGCCCUCCUUGCCCUCAUGUCUCGCCUGGGCCGGGCUGCGGCUGACAGCGAUCCCAACCUGGACCCGCUCAUGAACCCUCACAUCCGUGUGGGUCCCUCCUGAGCCCUUGCUGGUGGCUGGGCCAGCCUGGGACCUAGGGGCCUGAGGAGGGGAGGUGGGGAGAUCUGGGGACCCUUCUUCUCUGCUCCUCUCCCUCUGGCCUGAGACACUAAGAUCCCAGGCCCAAAGCUGAGUCCACUAAAGUGGCUGCAGGCUGGGCCUGGGAUCCCCGUAGGUCAAGUAUUUGUUUUGACCUGCUUCCAUGGGGUCCCCAGCCUCCCACCCCCUCCCCCACAAAGGAGAUGACAGGUGGAAAUAAACGACAGACUUUAUUAAAAUA